Messenger RNA from Adineta steineri, 5553 nucleotides. Lineage: Eukaryota; Metazoa; Rotifera; Eurotatoria; Adinetida; Adinetidae. The record is from the annotation of a GenBank genome assembly.
AUGACAUCAAAUAAUACUGGAGAAAAUGGAACAUCAUUAGUUUUUGAUACAAACAGUAUUUUUAUCUCUUCGACAUCAAUUCAUCGUCCUACAACGACAUCAACAAAUAAUAAUAAUAUUACUAAUAAUAAUAACUACGAAUUAUUAACCGGCGACAUGCUUGAUGCUGAACUUGAUUCCGAUCCUCAAAUGUCUGAUAGUGAACUUUCAUGGCAAUCUGUAACUGAUGUUGAUAGUUUAACAGCUACGAAUCAUUGGCGUGGUUGGAAACAACAAACAACAACAUCAUCAACAACAAUAAUUAAUACAAAUAAUUCAUCAACAUCACCAAUAAAUUCAACAUCAAUAUGUUUAUCUUCUUUAACUUCUUCAAAUGAAGAUCGAAUCCCUACAUUAGUUGAUUUAACUGCCAAAACAAUUGCUCGACAUAUACCAUUUGAAUUUGUUGAACGAUAUAAACAACCAGAACAACCUGUUCCAGAAAAUUUACAACUUAAAAUUGCUUUCUGGAGUUUUCCAGAUGGAAUUGAAGAUAUUCGUUUAUAUACAUGUGUUGCGAAUGGUAGUACCGAUGAAUUUAUUAAAGCAGAAGCAUUACAACAAGCAAAAGCUAUACAAAAUAUGUUACAAAUUGGUUUUCAUUUAAGUGCACAAGUUUAUGAAAUAAAUUCAAUGACAAAUACAGCAAAAACAACAACACAAUAUUAUCAUGUAUCAAUUAUAUUUGAUAGAAAAAAGAUUACAUCAUGCCAUUGUACAUGUAAUAAUUCAAGUUCAUGGUGUUCACAUAUUGUUGCUGUUUGUCUUUGUCGUAUAGCACAACCACAAAAUUGUUGUCUUCGAGCACCAGUAUCAGAAUCGUUGUCACGUUUGAAAAUAGAUCAAUUACGUAAAUUUGCACAAUAUCUUAUCUGGGAAAUUCCUCAACAAUUUUUACCCAAAGCUCAAAGUUUAUUAGAUGAAUUACUUAGUGAUAAACCAACUAAUGUAAAUAUGUUACAAGGAGCACCGGAUCCAACUGCUGGUGGUCUUUCUUCAGAUAUAUCUGUUUGGUUUCUAGAUGAAACGAGUUUACAAGAAAAUAUUAAUAAAACUCUACAUCGAUUUUGCCAACCAACCCCACAAGUUGUUGGUGAUGUCACCUAUUUAACAAGUCCACCCAUAUUAGCUACUACUGAAUAUUCUAAUCUUCUACGUCCUUUACGUGGUCGAGAACCCGAAGGUAUGUGGAAUUUAUUACAAAUAGUUCGUGAAAUGCUUGCUCGACAUGAUCUUAAUGGUACUCAAUUACUCGAUAUUCUUACUCGACAAUGUCUCGCUCAAGAACAAAUAAUUCAAUGGUGGUUUACAACGAAAGUUUCGAAUGUUUAUAAUGAACGAGGUACAAAUGGAUUAAAACCUCAUAAUACAUCAUUAGUUCAACAAGCUAGUUCAGCAUUAUGUGAUGAAAUUGUUCAAAUUUGGCGUUUAAUUGCACUUAAUCCACGUUUAAAUAAUGAAGAUCGUAAUUCAAUUUAUAUGAAAUUAUGUACAUGGCAUUCAUCAAUUAUUGAACGUAUAUGUAAACAAAAAACAACAACAACAAAUAUAUCAACAACAACAAAUGGUGUUUAUACAUCACCAACAAUAAAUUCAAAUAAUGAUCGAACAUUAAAUCAAAAACGACGUGAUAUUGAUAUAUUUCCAGGAUUUUUACCAGCUAUUGAAAUAUGUCAAAUUGAUUGGAAUAAUUGUCCACAUUAUCCGAAUAAUAUAGAAGAAAAUAUAAAUACACGUGCAUGGUCAGAAUAUGUACGGUAUUAUGAUGAAAUAUUAACUGAUGGGUAUUCAAAAUUAAAUAAUAAUACAACUUUUAAUUUUCAUAUUCAACAACAAAAUAUAAUUCAACCAAUUGCAACUGUUAAUGAAGAAAUUCAUUCGAAUGUACAAGAUAAUGACAUAAUUAAUAAUAAUAAUGAAGAAAAAUGUCAAGAUGUUGAUAGUGGAGAAGAAUCAAGUGGUGGUGACAUUAUAGAUCAUCAAUCAUCAUCAAAUAGUAGUGAUGAAUGUAAGAUUUAUUUUGAUGAUCGACAAUCUUCUAUAAAACAUCAACCAACACCAGUAACAACAACUACACCAGCAGCAACAGUUGUAACUGAACCAUAUAUUUUUAAGACAUUAAAGAUGAUUAAUGACCCAUUACAAAUUGCAUUUGUACGUUGUGAAGCUUUGCGUAUACAUGGAUAUCAUAGUGAAGUAUUUAAACUUGCGAAACAGUUAGCUGAUCAUAUGCUAGAUAGUGAAGAAUAUUCCGCAUCUUCUCAAGCUUAUCUCAAUAUUCAUAUAUCCGAUUAUGCUACAUCUCCAAUCGUUCGUUGUGCAUUUCUUUGUACAAUUCUUAAUGAAUCAUCUGAAUAUCAACAACUUGCAUUUCGUAUUGGUUUACUUGGUCUUGAAAUAUGUCGUAUGCCUGCAACAACAAAAGCACUUGAAGUUCGUUUACUUAAUUGUGAACAAGAAAUUUGUCAAGAAUUAAAAAAAAUAACUCUUGGACAAACUGAAAUUGAUAUUUUACGACAACGUGCUGAACAUUUAUGUGCACGUCUUUUAAAUAUACGUGAUGAUGGUAUAUUAUUACCACUUAGUUUAGCAACAUAUAUAUUUGAAACAUUACGAUCACUUAGUUUAUAUCGAAUAAAUUUAAAUACAAAUUCAAAUGUAUCAUUAUCUCAAAAUUUUUCUAUUCUAUCAUCUGCUGAAAACAAUAAUCAAUUGAAUAGAUCUGAUGAAUUACUUGCAUUCGAUACAGCUAUUUGUGCACUUGGAGCAAAAUGUUAUAUCUCCGAAGCUCAAAAUCCAAUCCUAUGUGAAGGUAUUCGUCGUCAACGAAGUGAUCUUACACUUAAUUUAUUAACAUUAUAUAAAGAUGAUCAAGGACGUUUAAUACAAAUUCUUGAUAAAUUACUUGAUCGUGAUAUACAUGUUUUAUUUAAAAAUGCAAAUAUAAAUCCAUUUAAUGUUGGUUCAAAAAAAGUCAAUCAAACAUCUGUAUCAUCACAACAAACAACAACAAAUUCUCCAACAUUAUCAAAUCGUUCACAAAAUAAAAAAUUAACUACAACUUCGAAUAUAAAUGGUGAACCAAUAACAGAAAUUGAUAGUUCAGGUUUAGAUGAAAGUGAAGGAGAAAAUUUUGAUCAAAAAGCAUGGGAAGCGAAAUUUCGGUGUUUAAAUUUAAAAACUAGUUCAAAAAGAAUAUCAAACGGUUUUACAAGUAUUGAUAGUAGUGCACCAGAAACAAAUUCAAGUGAUAAUUCACCAACUGUAUCACGGCGUAAUAUUCGUAUAGCAUCAUCAAAAGUUAAUGCUGAUUCAGAAAGUGAUAGUGAGCGAGAUACUGUACAACGAAAUGUUCGUAGUGAAUCUCCAUCACGUAUGGAUAUAAAUAUAAUAUCACCAGAUGUUCCUUCAUCUCCAGCACUUAAUUUAAUAACUUCAAGAAAUACUUCAACUAUACCAAAAUCUAUGUCAUUACAACAACAAUCUUCACCGGGUUCUCAUACUUUGAAAUCUUCGAAAGGACAUAUGAAUUCAUCGAAUGGAAAAAAUCGUUCACCAUGUGCUCCAAAUCAACCAUCCGAAGCAUUAUGUCAUUUUAUGUUUGAAUUAGCUAAAACACUUGUACAACGUGCAGGUGGUACAACAUCAACAUCACUCUUUGUUGGUCCAACACAUAAUUAUCCACCUCCACAUAGAAAUUUACAUUUAUGUGCAAUAACUAUUGCACUUUAUGCACUCGGUGUAAAUAAUCAUGUUCAAACAAAUUGGAUGAUACGUACAUAUUCAAGUUUAGUUUCAUGGAUAACAUCAACAGCUAUUGAUAUUGGUUUACAAGCUAUAUUAAUAUUAAUUGAAUGUUGGGAAGGACAAUUAACUCCACCUGAAUGUGCUGCUAUAGCUGAUCGUGCAUCACGUUCACGUGAUAAUGCUGUUGUACGUACAGCUGCUGAAUUAGCUUUAUCAACAUUAAAAUAUGCUCAUGCAUUGAAUGCAGCUGAAAUACGUCAAGCAUUAGCACAAUGUAAAGAACAAAGUAUUGAUAUGCUUGAACGUGCAUUAACAACAAUUGAAAAUGCUACACGUGAUGGUAAUCUAGUAUUUAUUGAUAUUUUAUUUGAAGUUGCUAAACGUUGGUAUGAAAUGUAUUAUGAACGAACAGGAGAUUCAUUGAAUAGUGAUGAUGAUUCAACAGUUGUUGAUAUUCGACAACCAUUUGAUAAUAAUCCAUUAGCAUCAUCAGCAACAAACCCAAUAGAAUUACAUUGGACACAUGCAAAUGGAUCAAAUUCAUCAUCAACAACAACACCACAAUCACCUAUGUUAUAUACAACAAACAAUCAAAAUACAAAUUUUCCGACACCAUUUCAACAACAUCCAUCGACUCAUUUUAAUACUCAUCCUUAUAUGAUUCAAGCACAACAUGGACCACCACAACCUUCAAUGCAUCAUCAUCAAUUAGGAAAUUUUCAUCAACAAGUUCCAUAUCAACAAAUUAUUCCAAUUCAAUAUUCUUCUCAACAACAACAGCAACAACAACAACCACAUUUUGCUUUUCAUCCAGGUCCAGGAAAUAAUUUUCAUCCUCAUUCCCAUCAUCCUCGUCAUCCACCACCACAACCAAUGCCUAAUGCUAUACUUGUUAGUCAAGGAAACUUUCCAACUGCCUAUGCUGUUCAUCAUGCCACAUCAGGAACAAAUCCACAAAUGUAUUCUCCGAAUCAAAAUCAACAACAAUCAUUUUAUCCUAUUAGACAAAUACCAUUAGUUGUUUCAUCGCCAACAGAACCAACUAUCUCACCUUCAUCAUCAACUACAACAGCAGCAGCAGCACAACAACAACAGCAACAACAAACGAAUGUUGUUAGUCCAAGUACAACACCAUCAGCUGAACAGCAACAGCAACAGCAACAGCAACAGCAACAACAACAACAGCAGCAAACUGAUCCGAGUCAUCGUCAAUAUUUAAUUAAUGCAUUUCGUGUUGGCAUGUUAGCAAUGAAUACACUUGCAUUAGAACGAGCACGACAAAAUCAUGCACAUAUGGAACGACGUGGUGAACAAAAUCAUCCAACACCACGUUAUGGUGAAGAUGUUAAAUGGCUUCUUAAAAUCGCAUUAAAAUUAGGGAAUGCUGAAUUACAAGAAUUUGUUACAACAGCAACUGCUGUUAUUGUCAAUCCAUAUUUAUUGCAUAGUCUUGCAUUUAAUAUCUAUAAUGUAUCACAAAAUAAUCCAAAUGGUUCAUCAUCAAAUCAAAUGCUUCGUUUACCAUUUGUUCAAUCAUUAAUGCAAAAAUGUCUUCAUGCAUAUACACGUUGUGUACAUAAUAAAAUGGGACAUAUGACAACAAAUAAUGAUAUUGAAGAAUUAACAUCAUUAAUGAAACAUGCACGUUCAGCAUUUUUAUUUAUGGGUAAUACAAGUGAUUAUCAAGGUUUAAUGAAUUUUGUUAAAACAUCAAAAAAAUGCAAAAAAGAUGUUUAUCCAAGACUUUGGCAAGCAAUUCAAAAUUAG